AUGUUGUUAGGAGGAAAGCUUUUUGGGCAUGAGUUCCAAAAGAAAAUCGGCUUCUGUGAGCAGAUGGAUAUUCAUGAGGAAUGCAGCGCUAUCAAAGGAGCGUUCGAGUUUUCAGCUCUUCUUCGGCAGCCUCCGCAUGUUCUCAAGGAAGAGAAGGCGAAGGCAGUCUUAGAAAUGCUUGAUCAGCUAUGCGCGAAGCCGACGAGCUUUCUCUUUUUGGAUGAGCCUACCAGUGGCCUUGACGGUCAAGGGGCUGUCAAUAUUCUCAACCUGCUCAGAAGGCUUUCAGGAGCAGGUCAGGCCAUUCCCUGCACCAUUCAUCAAGCUACACAGGAGCAGUUUGCUUUGUUCGACAACGUAUUAGCAUUGAACCCAGGAGGAAACACCUUUUACUUUGGUGCGAUCGGCAACUCUGGCGAGACCACCUUCAAAUACUUUGGAGAUUACGGUGUCCCGGUAGAAGGUGGUAAGAACGUGGCGGACUUUCUCAUUGAAGUUGGCGUGGGUAUUCUGAAGUCCAACGAAAAUUCUCACCUUGAUUUCAACCAAUUUAAACCCGGCUUCUCAUAA
Messenger RNA from Venustampulla echinocandica, 570 nucleotides. RefSeq lists its product as uncharacterized. Lineage: Eukaryota; Fungi; Ascomycota; Leotiomycetes; Helotiales; Pleuroascaceae. Bases 1 to 570 code for a protein of 189 amino acids. Gene Ontology annotation, molecular function: ABC-type transporter activity. The record is from RefSeq and is a predicted model, not a curated record. The transcript has 4 exons.